Molecule: messenger RNA, 1098 nt
Organism: Gekko japonicus
Lineage: Eukaryota; Metazoa; Chordata; Lepidosauria; Squamata; Gekkonidae
Gene: BCL7A
Product: B-cell CLL/lymphoma 7A
Exons: 6
Coding region: 300-935 (211 amino acids)
Source: RefSeq, a predicted model, not a curated record
CGCAUGCGCAAUGCGCGGGCCUGGCGGGGGCCACCGAGUCGAGCGCCAGCUAGGGGCUCCCUCCUUCCUGCCUGCCUGCCUCCGUCCCUCCCUCCCUCGCGCUCUCCUUCCCCGGCGGGCGGAGGCGACGCGCCGGGCUUCAUUGUGCGCGCGGGGGGCGCCGCCAGCGGGGCCGGGCCUGCCUCCUCCCCCUCCUCGGCCUCGCCUUCCCUCCCCUGCCGGCCGGUUCGGGCCGAGCGCCGCAGCUCGCACGCUCUCCCCGCCGCCCCCGCCUCGCGCCUCGCCGCCGCAGCAGCAGCAUGUCGGGCCGGUCGGUGCGGGCCGAGACCCGCAGCCGCGCCAAGGAUGAUAUCAAGCGGGUGAUGGCGGCCAUCGAGAAAGUGCGCAAAUGGGAGAAGAAAUGGGUAACAGUUGGUGACACCUCCCUGAGGAUUUACAAAUGGGUACCAGUAACGGAGCCAAAAGUAGAUGAUAAGAACAAGAAUAAGAAAAAGGGCAAAGAUGAAAAGUGUGGUUCUGAGGUCACUACUCCAGAGAACAGCUCCUCCCCCGGAAUGAUGGAUAUGCACGAUGACAACAGCAACCAGAGUUCGAUCGCUGAUGCUUCUCCGAUAAAGCAAGAGAACAGCAGCAAUUCGAGUCCCACGCCGGAGCAGAACUCGACGGGGCAAGCAGAUGGUCCCGAAACGAAGUCCGAUGACACUCAAGCGGAAGCGAAAGAGGAGCCUGGGUCAGAAGAUGCGUCCGAUGAACAGAAUUCACAGUCUUCAUUGGAAAAUUCCAUGAACAGUUCAGAGAAAGUGGAAACUCAGCCGCUGGCAGAAAACGAUAUCGCCACAGAGACAUCUAAAAACUCUCAGGACUCUGAAGGAGUUCCACCUUCUAAAAAGAUGAAAGUAGAGGCUCCGUCUCAACAAAACAUUGAUGAAAUAUAGACUCUAGAUUUUUUUCCCCCCUGGCCAGUUUUUACAUAAGGUACAUCAGUGGGCUAAAUUAUAGAACAACCAUACUUUAAGUAUCUUGUCUUGGAGGAAGACAGGACUCCUAUAAACUUUUCAAGUUACCAAGCAAAAAUCCAAGAAAACCAAGCAAAGGCUU